Molecule: messenger RNA, 402 nt
Organism: Phytophthora sojae
Lineage: Eukaryota; Oomycota; Peronosporomycetes; Peronosporales; Peronosporaceae
Exons: 2
Coding region: 1-402 (133 amino acids)
Source: RefSeq, a predicted model, not a curated record
AUGCCCCAGGCGCUCUGGAUCAGUCACGAAGGAUCCAGCACGUGGGUGAAUAUCGACAACAGCAAGAGGACAAUCCAGUGGUUCAGGUUUACCAAGGCGUUCAGAGACAAGAAGGGAACUGGCAGCUUCACCGAUUACCAGAUUUACAGGCUGCUGAGCACCAAAGUGCCGGAGGAAAAGCUGGCGCUCGUCUUCGAGUCGCUCAAGCAAAUCCCCGACUUGAAGAGUCUCGCGGAAACAAUGCAGAACUAUCAGAUCCGGCUGUGGGUCAGUAGCCGAGAAGACCCAUCCAGCAUCAGAACACUGCUCGGCGUGCCGCACAGUUCGAUCAUGACAGCAGAGCGUGGCCCAAGGGACGACAUCAUCGAUGCAUUUACCAAGAUCUAUAGUGGCGGAAGCUAA